Zerene cesonia (dogface butterfly) is the source of this 3786-nucleotide messenger RNA. It is a transcript of the gene Taf3, whose product is annotated as transcription initiation factor TFIID subunit 3. Lineage: Eukaryota; Metazoa; Arthropoda; Insecta; Lepidoptera; Pieridae. The transcript is spliced from 2 exons. The record is from RefSeq and is a predicted model, not a curated record. The coding region runs from base 254 to 3733 and encodes 1159 amino acids. Gene Ontology annotation, cellular component: transcription factor TFIID complex. Gene Ontology annotation, molecular function: protein heterodimerization activity.
CAACACCGAACAUUGACAACCCAAAAUGCAAUCAUGGCGCACGGGGUACUGUGUUUGUAGAAUGCUGAGAAGUUUUUACGUAAACACUUCAUUAUUUUGCGUUUUGAUUGGUAAAAGUUUUAUAAUAAAUUGUCCUUAUAUAGCGAAGAAUCUAAAGAAGCAUACUUAUGUGUUCUAAGAUUGAAGUUUUCUCUUGUCCGCAAUAUCGUCUCUGUACUACUAGACACUUGCAGAUAACUUUGUUGGUGUCAUAAUGUCAGAGGCGUACGCUCGUGAGAUACUACGAAGGAAUGUUGCGCAAAUAUGUCAAACUAUAGGAUGGAAUGGAAUAAACUCAACGCCACUGGACAUUUUAGUUCAUGUAUUAGAAAAGUAUAUUUGUGCAUUGGGCACCCAAGCUAACAGGCACGCCGAGGAGUUUAACAGGACUGAACCAAAUUUACACGAUUUAGGAUUAGUGUUUCGUGAUUUACAUGUACAGCUGCCAGAAUUGGCAGAGUACACCCGCUGUGUUCCCCCAGUACCACCUCCUGUCAAAACAGAAAAGUUUCCAAAACCAAAAGAAUCAAACUUGAACUUUCUUAAACCUGGUAGUCAUGAAGUUGUCACAAGGCCAAUGCAUGUGCAUGAGCACUUGCCUCCAAUGUACCCAGAAAAGGAAAGGGAUACACCUGUUGUUGCGGGAACUGUUGAGAUCUGUCAGAAUGGUAUUGAUAGUAUUGAAAAUAAUCCUUCAUGUGCAAGCCCUGAAAUAUCUGUUACAGACAGCCCAGAAAAACCUAAAGAUAUAUUUAAAAGACCAAAUGAUCCAAUUUCAUUACCAAACAGUAAAAGGCCUAGAAUACGGUUGGAUGAGGAGGAAAGAACGAGAGAAAUUAGCAGUGUAAUGAUGACCAUGUCAGGUUUCUUGUCUCCAGCACGGGAAGGUAAAUUACCUGAGGCUAGACCACCAACACUCAUAUCAGAAAGACAUCAUGAAAAACAUAAAACUAAUUCACAUCAUUCGAACGCAAUGAAACCACCAUUGGUAGAUAAAUUGGAUAAGAAAUCAAAGAAGAAUAAGUUAUUGAAUGGAAAAAUUGUGAAAAGUAAAAGAAAAGAUAAGAGUCAUAAAGGUGAAAGUAGUAAAUCUAGAGAUAGUAGUAAAUUGGACAGGUUUCCACCUGGUCAUCUUACACAGAAAAAUAAAGAUGUACAUCUAACACAUCAUAAUCAUGUGACAAUGCCAGCGCCCAAGGUAUUGCCUCAAGCAAAACCAACAAUGUUGCCACCAACAACAACACCCUUGGUGCCACCACAAGUACCAGAACCAUUAAGACCAGUAAUUAAGCAAGAACCUAUUGAAACACUUCCAUCUCCAUCUGUUUCUCGAAUUAAUUUCAUUCCCGGGGAAGAAGCAAUACCUGUACCCAGGAAAAUACCUAUUUCUAAAUCUCCACUUGUUUCUAAUUCUUUACCUGUAAAUAAACAUCCAACAAAUUCACAUAUAUCAGAUGUAGAAAUAAAAAAGGAGGUAAUUGAAGAAGAAGAAAAAUUGGCUUCACAGCCUGAUAGAUCAAAAAUUAAUAUAUUUAAAAGAAUAUCGAACAAAUCUAAGGAAGAUAAAGGUUCUUCUGAGGUUGUGUCAGAAAAAAUACAGCCUGAAAGUGUGAUCUCAAGGUUGCAGAAUUCUGCACAUGAAAAUAGUAGGUUGAAGUCUGAUGAAAACAUAGUGAACAACAAUAAUAGUAGUCCAGUAGAUUUGUCUAAGGAAAUUGAUAUACGGGCCCAUGAAGUAAUUAGUAUUGAUGAUGAUUCCAUGGACAAUUUACCAAUGCCUCAGUCAAGACCAUUGUUAUAUGACCCAAAAACGUCUGGGCUCACAAUUAAUAAAUCACUUCAACAAUCACUACCCAAAGAUGUACCUAGUGCGAGUCCAAAAUUAAAAAGAGAAAAGAAACAUAAAGAUAAAAAAGAUAAGGCUGCAAAGCUAGAAGCAAAACUUAAGAAACAACAACAACAAUUAGCUUAUGAAAUGGUGCAAAUGGCUGAUAAGAAGAAAAUGAAAUUUCCCAGUGAAAAAUCUAAAACUGGAAGGCCAAAGAAUGAAACAAAACUUCCACAAAUGCCACCAGGUUUUCCAUUCUUUCAUUCAAUGCCACCUGGGCGAGGGUUGAUGCCAGGUCCAGGUUUAAUACCUAAUGCAGGUCUAAUGCCAGGAGGUGAUUUCUUAGCUGGCUUAGCAAACAAUCCAGCAUUAAGGGGGCUUCCUUCACCAAACAUGUUGAACAAUCCAUUUGCUUUAGGAGCAGGACCAGGUCUUAUACCUGGGCCCAGUUUUAUACCUGGUAUACCCAACCAUCUUAUGCCUUUAGGCAACUUUUCACAUUCAUCAAGAUCAUCUGCAGUUAAACUUCCUUCAAUGUUUAGACGCCCAAGUUUAGAGGUUAUACCAGUAGACAAUGAUGAAGAUAGAAUCAUCCAUAAAUCGCCAGGAGCAAGCCGUGAAAAAGAUCGACAUGACAAGCACAAAUCUCCAACCAUUCCAAAUAUUCUACAAAAACAAAAAUCUAAAUCAAGUAAAGAACACAAAGCAAAUCUAUAUAAAAUGCCACCUGUACAGCCAGACAUAACAAUAGAGUUAAAUCCACCUAAGUCGGAACCAAUUCGACAAGAGGUACCGAGAGAACCACCCGCUCCACCGCCAGUACGUCUGCCUUCACCUGAAACAUCUACACCAGUCCAAAAUACAGAACCACUACACAUUGUUGAACCUACCCAUGUCAAAAUGUCAACCCCUGAAAUACCCAAAGAAGAGAUUGAUAGUUCAGAAAGGAAAAAAGACAAAUCACAUAAAAAAGAAAAGAGAGACAAGGAUGGUAUUAAAAUCAAAAAGAAGAAAGACAAAAAAGAUAAAAAUAAAGAUAAAUCGGAGAAGAAAAAAGAAAAAGAAGAAAGGCAAGAAAUCAAAGAUAGAAUUAAGAAAGAAAAGAAAGAGAAGAAAAAGGAAAAAUUAGCAGAUGGUUUAGUACCUAAACUAACAUUGAAAUUGGCUUCAUCUAAUUCAAAUUCACCUAUGCCACCUAGUUCACCUGACACAUUUAAGUUAAAUAUAAAACCCGUUAAAAGAGAAGAAGAGUCGCCAGUUAAAGAAGAGCCGGUAUCUAGAGAAAAUAGUAGAUCACCAGAGUUAGCGCAAAUAUCAGCGUUGGUAACUAGACCACCAAAACAGAAACAUUCAAAGCAUAAUCAUGUAGCCGAACCACAGGAAGCACAAGCUUCAUCGUCGCCGCCAGGCUCUCCACAACGAAAGAAUCGUCCACCGUCAAGUCAUUCGAAGUACAGAAGGAUAUUAAUAAAACCUUUAUCGAAAAAAGGGCAUGGGGAGAGUUUAGAUGAUGAUGCAGCUGCUGUUAUUGAAGAUGUUCCAACGGCGCCUGUAGCUCCGCCUGUAGCAGAUAAACCGAGUGGGACAUUGCCCACACCAUAUUAUGUUGAUGAACAUGGGAACAAAAUUUGGGUUUGUCCAGCGUGCGGUCGGCCCGAUAAUGGUUCCCCCAUGAUUGGUUGUGAUGGUUGCGAUGGGUGGUAUCAUUGGAUAUGUGUUGGUAUUACAGAAGAACCUGGAGCGACGGAAGAUUGGUUUUGCAAGUCUUGUCUCGCUAAGCGAACCGCUAUGGUCUUAGCUGGCGUCACCUCGGGCAAGAAACGGGGGCGAAAACCAAAAGGGGAAAAAGUCAGAGACUGUCAUUGAUACAGACUUUCGUUGUUACUGAGAUUAGUUUUAAUUUUCCGUUUUAUAGACGC